AUGACUGAAGAAGUAAUUAAAGCCCUUAAUGUCAAACGCGGUAAUGCCAAGCGAUCUUUAGCAAUAUAUGAAAAUUUUUUAAAUAAAUACAAUCCUGAAAAAGAUUUUCUAAGCUUAGAAAAACGGUAUCAGGACAUAGAAAAAGUUCGUGAAAAUUUUGAAAUUGUUCAAACUGAAUUAGAAAUUUUACAGAAAGAAUCGGAUGAACUUACUAAUUAUCGUUUAGAAUUUGAGGAACAAUAUUAUAAAACAUACGCAAUCGCUACCAAUUUUUUGUCGGAUCGGAUUACGGAAAAAUUUAAAUCGUCAACUUUAGAUAAUACACCGCCAGAACCAAUAUUUUUUAGCGUUGCUUCAUCGUCGUCGUCGGCAGCAAAUAAUUUUGCAACAAAUUUUCCGGCAGCAUCUCUUGCAAGCAUUCCUUUACCGAUUUUCAGUGGCACUAUAGACACCUGGAUUGGCUUUUUUGAUUUAUUUAAUUCAUUAGUUCAUGAAGAUAAUAACAUUCCUCCCGUGAGAAAACUAUUUUAUUUGAAAAGUUGUUUAACAGGAGAAGCUGCGGACAUAAUAACUUCCAUCGAAUCGUCUGCUCAAAAUUAUGAUGUCGCGUGGAAUUUGUUAAAAGAGCGCUAUGACGAUCGAAAAUUCAUUCGUGAUAGUUAUAUCAAAUCGCUAAUUGACACGCCGUGCGUGUCAAAAGAAUUUUCGACCCAUGCAUUUUUGGAUCAUAUUCAAAAAUAUUUAAGAGCGUUAAAAAAUCUUGGUGAACCCAUCGACUCUUGGGAUUCUUUUCUCGUCAUAUUAUUAAAAUACAAAUUCACUAAUAGUCUCCGCGAACGAUGGGAGGAUCAUAGUAACGAAUCGCGUAUUCCAACAAUGAAACAAAUUAUGUCGUUUUUAAAUAGAAAAGCUCAACUCGAAAACACGCGAUCUCAGCAAUCUUCUAUUAAAAAAUUAUCCACCAAAUAA
Diabrotica virgifera virgifera (western corn rootworm) is the source of this 969-nucleotide messenger RNA. RefSeq lists its product as uncharacterized. The record is from RefSeq and is a predicted model, not a curated record. Lineage: Eukaryota; Metazoa; Arthropoda; Insecta; Coleoptera; Chrysomelidae. The transcript has a single exon. Bases 1 to 969 code for a protein of 322 amino acids.